Messenger RNA from Theobroma cacao (cacao), 622 nucleotides. RefSeq lists its product as uncharacterized. The record is from RefSeq and is a predicted model, not a curated record. Lineage: Eukaryota; Viridiplantae; Streptophyta; Magnoliopsida; Malvales; Malvaceae.
UUGGGCUUUGUGUAAGUUUAGAAACGCUUUCCAGGUGGGAAGUGGUAAAGAGUUGUGAGCUGAGGGAAGCGGAGGGGAGAAGGGCAGGGAGAGAUGGCCGGAGGAAUAGGAGCAUUUUGGGCAACAAGAGUGAUGGAGAUAGUGAAAAAGCACGACUCCGGAGGCCUCGUUUGGAAGAGAAUUAAGCUCACUUCUACCCGCAAAGCCAACGCCAAGAAACGGCUCCAUCGCGUUUGGCAGAAUGAAGCUGUUUUGAGGGCAUGUGCAGAACCACCUUCAAAAACAACUGAUGUUGUAGCUGGUGAGAAAGAUGGGGAACAGGCAACGUAAUGGACAAAAUGAGGAAGAGAUUACAUGAGCCUCAAAGGAGGAUUUUGAUGAUUAUUGGCUUCAUGUUGCAAAAGCAGUUUGAGAUUUGAAUUUGGUUGGAUACCAUCAAUGACCACUAUUUUAUUUGUGUUUAAGACCAUUGCUGUAACAAUUUUUUGAUCAUGUAGUAGUAUGCAGCUUGUUGGUCAUUGGACACAGUCAAUCAUAAUCUUGCAUCCUCGUAAGAACACCUUAAUGUGAACACUAGCUUGUCAAUGAAAUAUCUAAACUUGGUUUCUAGUGAAAUAAUCAA